GCCGAGGGAGUUGAUAAAGGCGGGAGGAGUGGGGAGAGCACGCUGAGCAGCGAUGGGUCGGAAGGAGUGAGCGAAGCGAGAGACGGGGAGCGAGGUUGUGCCCGUGUCCGCGCUGUGCCCGGGGCCGUGCCUCGCCGCGGGGAGGGAGCGACGCGAUGAUGCCGGGGCGGCGGCUGUGAGCGACGGCCGCGAUGGGCUGCGGGGGCAGCCGGGCCGACGCCAUCGAGCCUCGCUACUACGAGAGCUGGACGAGGGAGACCGAGUCCACCUGGCUGACCAACACCGACUCCGAGAGCCCGCAGGAGCCCGGCGGUGCCGAGCCCGGCAGCAGGGAGCUGGGAGCGGGGCGAGCCGGUAUUCUGGAGGAUGGCAAAUCGACUCAGACAGGAGGAACCACAACACCAGCCACCACGGGGAUUCUGAGCACUGAGAAGAGGACCAUCAGUGGGGCCCAGUGUGUGAACGCUGCUGGAGCUGGGCCACCACGGCAGAGCAGCUUCCGAGCAGCAGAGAGUAAACGGGACAGUCAGAAAAUGUCAACGAAAGAAGUCACCAUUAGUGUCUCAAAAGCCAUCAGACCCGGCGACAGAAGGACAACAAAGAAUUGUGUCAAGUAACAAAGGAACGCGAGAGUGAGGAUGAAACUAAGAAUCCCGUGCUGCACUUUACAUGUGGUCAGUCACUGAUGAUUUGAAGAUGUACUGUGUUGGAUACAGCAGGCAGCUGCUGCCGAGUGCCUUCAGAAUCAUGUUUUGUAGAAAACAGCUGCAGACACUGCAGGGUGUUCAGAUGGCAUUUGUCUGCAGCGGUGGCACCAUGCGGACAAACACCAACAUUUGUGCCAUUUGUUCUUUACUAAGUGCUGUGUGGUCUACUCAUAUGUGUUCUGCUCUGCAUUGCUAGUAGGAUGAGAGUGGAGGAUAAUGGGUAUUGCUCAUCCCAAUUUAAAAUGGCCAAUGAAGAGAAUGAACCUGCAUUUUCAGACGUGAUGUGUUGAGUGUGCACAUUCAAAUUACAGAAUCAGCAGUGGAUUUGAAUGUUUAAAGAGCUCACCCUCACCGAGCUCAGACCCAGAUAUCUUGGAGACAGCAAGAUAGGUGGCUUCCAUGAAAUAUGUUUUAAACUAUGUAUAUCACUUAAAUGUAGUGAGUAAUGUAAUACCCUUUUUAUAUAUUAAUGUUACUUGAUUUUAAUUUAUUUUACAUAUGGACAGAUUUUAGGUCCAUAAAAUGGUAACUUUCAUAUUGACCACCCUUGAAGCUCCUUGUUGCAGCUGGCAGGUAAAGUUCUGCCUGCUUUGGAUUUUUACACACAUCCCUUUACUAAUGUGGAGACACGGAUGGACUUCACAGGACACUGAAAAUAGUGAUCACCAACUUUACAUGAAAAUACCCUUAACUCCUAAAAUAAUGUUCCAUCAAUAACAACUCAGAAGUGUUAACCCUAUUUGAUCGGUAGUAAUAGAUUUGGUGUGAAGAAUGUAUUUAAUUGCAUAUUAUGCAUUCCAAGUCACACAAAUCCAUGUUUAUCAUAAAUAUACAGCUAACAGGAAAAGAAAUUUUCAGUGUAGUGAAGACCAGGAAUUAAUUCAACCUGUUUCUCCAUAUAGAAAUAAUACUACAUAUUCUUUGUAAGUUUGUUCUUUUAUGAAGAUAGAGUAGGUAAAUUUAUUUGACUCCUCCAUCAAACACAUACGGAUAUCCUUAGGGGGCCACCUGAAACAGGCAUUUACAAACAAAAUGAAAACAGUGUUAUACAAGUAAACCAAGUGCUGUCUGCAUGUAUCUCCAGCUUGUGGCUCUCUGCCAACUUGCUUGCAACAUUACAGGACAGGAAGGGACUUGACUCACUCUAACAAUAAGCAAUGGCUGGAGCAGCCCAGUGACAUUCAUGUAGGAACGGAUAGCCUUUGUUUGAGGCCAUGUGCUAAUCUGAUUGAAAGCACACAUUCAGGAGUCUGCAUCAUUUGUGCAGAGCAGACUGUGAACCAGCCCAGAUCUGUGCCAAACUUGUAAACCACCAGGAAAGCGACAUGUUCUCCAUCUGUGUGACAGCUGCAGAGCCAGGAAGGCCACUUGCUCUGUUUUGCCCUUCUACCUACACACGGUAAGUUUCUUCAGCUACUCCAGUGUCCCAUAAACAUGUUUAUAUCCUCAAAUCUAACUUUAGGAUAUUCAAAGACUGGAUCCAAUCUUCAUGAUACAAACCACGUCUAGUUACAGACAACCUCAUAAACUCUACUUGUAACAUAUUACUCUUCUAAUUCAUUCUGAAUAGGAACUGCUUUAUUAUCUAACUUAUCAUCCUUUACUGGAUGUGGCAGGGAAAGUGACCACUGAGGAUAAUGACAAGGCUGAAGUUCUCAAUGCCUUCUUUACACUUGCCUUUAAAAGUCAGACCAGUUAUCCUCUGGGUACCCUACCCCCUGACCUGGAAGUCUCGGAUGAGGAGCAGAAUCACAGAAUCACAGGCCCAGAAAGUGGUGGUGAAUGGAGUUAAAUCCAGCUGGAGAGCAGACAUUAGUGGUGAUCCCUAGUGGUCAGUAUUGGAGCCUGUCCUAUUUAAUAUCUUCACUGAUGACCUGGACAAGGGCAUUUAAUGCACCUUCAGUAAGUUUGUAGAUGAUACCAAGUCGGCAUGAAGCGUUGAUCUGCCUAAUGGUAGGAAAACCCUACAGAGGGAUAUGGGUGGGCUGGAUAGCUUAGACGAGUUUCUAACAACCUUGACGGAAUUAAGAGUGCAUUGAGGAGACCUGAAUUCUGCCUCUGUACAUAGAUAGAGUUAUAUUUAUGUUUUCCUUACUUUGCUUCUUCUAAAGACAACCACCAGUAGACAUGACCAUUUAGCUUAUGAAAUAAUAGACCACUCUGUAUAAUAAAGAGUGAUAGAAUCUAGCCUAUAGUACUCAAGACAAUUUAAAGUCCUAAAAAUAGAUGCUGUGCUGGUUUUAGUGGAAGAAAAAGCUCAAUGAGUCACCUGGUCAUCUUCACUCCCAGCGACCUUCCUAAGACUGAAGAGCCUUAUUUGCAGGAUCUGUUCUCUGCAUUGUAUCUUUAAAAUAAAAAAGGCUCAAAUACAAGAAGAACCCUGUUAGGAGGUGUACACUUCUAGAUGAGAACCUGCUGACAUCUCUUUCAUCCUGUAUGUCAGAACUACUGAAAUGUAAUUUUUCUACAAAAGACAUGAUGCCACUUCAUUUGUUCCACAUUUCUUGGCUGCGCAGGAGGAUUUCUAAAGCUACACUGAAACAAAACCCCUUCUGCUGAUCCAGCCUUGGAUGAGAUUUUAUAAGCCACUUUAGUCGGGUUUUACAUUGUUUACAUUGUUACCUCUUUAAGUGUACUUCUGUUCUGCAGUUCAGGCGUGGGAUUCCUGUGGGCUUUUGAGUUGCGUUUUUAGUUCUGAUUCCCAAAUCAGAAAAUCAAAUGUAAAAGGCUUUAAUAUGUGAAUUGAAAUCUGUUUUACCUGACUUAUUAGAAGAAUAAGCUUUGUAGUUUGCGCACAGAAAUGGCACUUGGAAAAACAGGUUUAGCUUUGUUUGAAAAUAAUAACUUAUCCAAGUAGGAAUUCAAACCAGAAAGGAGCAUUUUUCUACUCUCAUUUUAACUGCAAAUUAAUGAAGAUUCAUCUUGAACUUGAAAACAGAAAUAAAGAAAAUUUUUUAAAUGUC
Molecule: messenger RNA, 3670 nt
Organism: Coturnix japonica (Japanese quail)
Lineage: Eukaryota; Metazoa; Chordata; Aves; Galliformes; Phasianidae
Gene: BAALC
Product: BAALC binder of MAP3K1 and KLF4
Cellular component (GO): cytoplasm
Source: RefSeq, a predicted model, not a curated record